Molecule: messenger RNA, 2355 nt
Organism: Episyrphus balteatus (marmalade hoverfly)
Lineage: Eukaryota; Metazoa; Arthropoda; Insecta; Diptera; Syrphidae
Exons: 3
Coding region: 618-1364 (248 amino acids)
Source: RefSeq, a predicted model, not a curated record
GAAUUAAAAUUUUACACAUAGGAAUGAGAUUCUGGCUUUUUAAAAUUGUGUUUUAAAUAUUGUAGGUGUUGCCGUUGUGUUGAAGAUUUUUUUUUGUGUUUGAAGUCAGUUUGUGAGUAAAUUGCAUUUAUCGUUAAACGAUGGAAGAUUUUCCCUUACUCAAAUAUAUUUUUUUCUUUAAAUUACCUAGAAAAUCUUUUUGGUAUCAUUUAAUAAUUUAAUAAUAUGUAAGCAAACAAAUUUAAUCUUAAUUUUAAAAAUCAAUACGGCUACACCGACAAUUUUUAACUUUUAGAGGUUGUAGUUGUAGUAUUUUUAAUUACCGACACGUUUGAAAAAAAAAUAUCAUCAAAAUCGGAGCCCUUCGGCCAGGUUCUCUAAUAAUUUGCUUUAGUUUUUCCACUAUACAUAUUUUCAACAGAAUAGAUUUAUACGUCAAAAACUGUUUACCUACUUCAUUUUAGAGAAUAACCCACAGAACCAGACGACGAGGAAUCCCUCACCGAAAAUGGACCUACUAUGAAACUACACUUCUUGUAAAUUACAUCAAAACAAACAAGAUCGAUUUCGAGGUAUAGAAACCAACAGCAAGGAUUUACUAUCAAAAAUUCUUACAAAUGUACCACAUGAACAUUCAAUGGUCUUUAGUUCGAAACAAAACUCGAAAUCUUAGAAUUUUAUAUGAAAAAGCAUUUAACUGGCAAAAUACAGAUGAUGCACAAAAUAUGCCAGAUCAGUUAUCUAAGCAAAGUAUGAUUGAUAGAAUGUGUCCACAUUAUAAAUCUUUAGAAGAAGUCUUUUGUAAUAGAAUAAAUAAAGAUAAACCAAAAUCUAGUCCCAAUGAAUAUAAUUCCACAUUGGAAAUAGAAUAUGCUCAUGAUAUAGAAUUUAAACAAAUCUACAGUCCACCAGAGACACCUUCAUCGCCACCAGAAUCAUCACAACAUCAUUCUCAACAUGAACAGGAACAACAUUUUCCACCACCAGUUUUCGAAAAUAUAUCAGUGGUAAAUGAAAACUUGCUUAGUGACCAUCCAAUACCACAGACACCAACUCAUCAUCCUGUUAAAAGAAAAUCCAUUGAACCAUACACAACUGCCAGUAAUUCAAAACAUGAUGCAUCGGAUUGUUUGAUGGAGGUAGUUAAAAUGAUGUCGUCAUAUCUUAAAGAAAGAAGUGAAUAUCAAAUAGCUCGACUUGAUUUGGAAAGUAGAAAAUUCGAUUUCGAAAAAGAGAAGACUAUUCGAGAAUUGGAACUUAGAGAGAAGGAAAUGGAAAAACAUGAAAGGUUGCAAGUCAUGGAAAUUGAAUCAAAAGAACGAAUUCAAAUGAAAGAACUUGAAUAUAAAUAUAGACAAUUUUAAAAAGACGAUUAAAUAAAUUUUACAAAUUUUUGUACAAACAAAUAUAACAGCUACUUAACUAAUAUGACGCACUCAAGUCCUUUACAUAUCCUUAAUCUGUUUUUUUUUUUUCAUAAACAGAUGUUUCAAAUAUAAAAGAGGAGGUGAAAGAUCAAUUUGAUUGAAUAUUCACAUUCGAGCAAUUGAGAUCACAAGAAAGAUGUCAUUAUUUGUGGAAAGUAGACUUUCAAAAUAAAAGCAUAAAGGUCCUAAAGUUCCGACUUGUCUACGCAAAAUAUCAAAAACGCUAAAACCUGAAAGCAAAACUUAUUAUGACAAUUUUUGUCUGUUUAAGCAUCAAAUCUUAAAAUACCACAGUUAUUAUGUUGAAUGAAAUAAAUGUAUUUGUUUUCGAAAAGAAAAUUUUAAUUGAAGUUUUAUAUUCGAUGACAUUUUUUUACUGAUUGACACUUGGAAUUGUGUGGUAAGAGUUUAAGAUGACAGAUUUUUUUAUAUAAAUGUAUUUGUAUUUGCAAUAAAUAUUGAACAUUUUAUAAGAAAACACAUUUUCAAAUGGUUUUAAUCAACGUUUUUGUUGAUUUAUUUUUUUGAAAAUUUUUACCUCCAUUUUUCCGGGCUGUUGCUCUGAAGUAAAAGUAAGAAAUUGAGUUUUUAUAAAACCUGGAACUGUGAAUUAGAAGUCUCACAGCUGUAACAGACCAAGUCAAAAAAAUAUGAAUCUGAUGUUAAAAUCUGGGCAAGGCUUGAAUCAAUUCAGGUCUUUCAUUAGUUUGGUCGGAAAGUGAUUCGUUUCAAAUGGUUAUCUUUUCGAAAAAAAAAAAUAACAUUCACCAUAAGAUUCAAUGGUACACGGAGAAAAAAAUGUCACCUUAAAAUAAGAUGAUGCGCACAUUAAAUUUCACCACCUUUAAAUUAGAAGAUAUUCGCUUAAAAUAAGGUGAUUCAACUUAAACUCAGUUAAAUUUAAUGUGAACUUCAUCUUAUUUUAAUA